Molecule: messenger RNA, 870 nt
Organism: Rotaria sp. Silwood2
Lineage: Eukaryota; Metazoa; Rotifera; Eurotatoria; Philodinida; Philodinidae
Source: the annotation of a GenBank genome assembly
AUGGAGCACCAACCAAAGCUUUUUAUUUCUAAUAAUGCUCUUCAUUAUGCCAUUGAACAACAUUUACCACCUAUAAAUAUCAAAUGUGAACCGAAAGUAAUCAAUCAAAAACAUGGCACUAUACUCAUAAAAGAAUUAUUCUCAGCAAUUGAAAAAGAGUUUCGGAAACUAAAUGCUAAAUAUGUUAAACCUCUUGGAUUUGAUUAUUGGUUUAUUGAUCGGGACGGUAAUCUACAAUGCUAUACACGAGAAAUUGAACUGUUCGUAUUUCUCUGUGAUCCACAAAAUUAUCCUAUUAAGCUAUCAAAUUCAACAACAAUUAAUCCUAAUCCUCCAAAACGACUCCCUCCACAACGUAUGAUCAUUCUUAAAUAUGUACCAAGAGAUAUUCAUAUUAAAGAUAUUAAAAAUGAAACAUUUUCCAAAUAUAAAUCAGUUUUCAACAUUGAAGAAAUGCGAGGAACAAUAGAUGGGAAAAAUCGACAUGUACGUCUUGAUUUAACAGAUCAUGAAGAUUACAUGCAUGAUGAAUGUGCUGUUCCAAUUGUACAUCGUUUUCAUUCACCAUCCAAUGAUAAUGAUCUCUUCUCGUACAGCUUCGAUGUGGGUUCUGUUCAUGUUGCGUGCUAUUCCAUGAAACAUGACUUUCUUCCUUCAUCAUCACAAUAUGCUUGGAUCAAGCAUGAUCUAAGUUCUGUAGAUCGCAAUCGUACACCAUGGGUAAUUGUUGGAUCACAUCGACACAUGUUUUCGUCAAUAGUACAUGAUGUCGAUGAUUCAAUAAAAGCAAUGUUACAAAAGUAUCUGGAGUCCAUAUUUUACAAAUAUCAUGUGGAUAUUAAUCUUUUUGAACAUAUUACAUAUUUAUAG